Molecule: messenger RNA, 3201 nt
Organism: Talaromyces marneffei
Lineage: Eukaryota; Fungi; Ascomycota; Eurotiomycetes; Eurotiales; Trichocomaceae
Exons: 2
Coding region: 1-3201 (1066 amino acids)
Biological process (GO): protein processing
Cellular component (GO): mitochondrial matrix
Molecular function (GO): metal ion binding
Source: RefSeq, a predicted model, not a curated record
AUGCUUCGCCUAGCUACCGGCAUACGUCGAAAUGGCCUCGCGGCCCCCGGGAGGAUAUGGUCUCAGAGGUCAGGGCCUGUGGGAGCGUUGGGGCUGCGGCGGAUGGCAUCGACCGUGACAGAUCUCAGCAGCUAUCCCUCGGUAGGCGAACGGCUUCACGGCUUUACAGUGAAGGAGACAAAACAUGUGCCAGAGCUGCACCUCUCCGCUAUUCUUCUCAAACAUGACAAGACGGGUGCGGAUUAUCUUCAUGUUGCUAGGGAUGACAAGAACAAUGUCUUUGGUAUUGGGUUCAAAACCAACCCUCCAGAUGCCACUGGUGUGCCCCAUAUUCUCGAACACACGACAUUAUGUGGAAGCGAGAAAUAUCCAGUACGCGAUCCGUUCUUUAAAAUGCUCCCUCGGUCACUUUCCAACUUCAUGAACGCUUUUACCUCCUCCGAUCACACCACAUACCCCUUUGCUACAACAAACAAACAGGACUUUCAGAACCUCUUGUCCGUCUACCUCGAUGCCACACUACAUCCUUUAUUGAAGAAAGACGACUUUAAACAAGAGGGCUGGAGACUUGGACCCGAGAAUCCACUGGCGGCAGAGGAGUCGGAUGCCCAGGCCAAAGAGCUGGAUGAUAUUGUCUUCAAGGGUGUUGUCUACAACGAAAUGAAGGGGCAAAUGUCUGAUGCCAACUAUCUUUAUUAUAUUCGGUUUAAAGAGAGCAUUUUUCCGGCAAUUCACAAUUCGGGAGGUGAUCCUCACUACAUCACAGAUCUGACACACGAACAGCUAGUCCAGUUCUCCAAGAAGAAUUAUCAUCCAAGCAACUCCAAGAUAGUGACCUACGGCGAUAUGCCGUUAGCUGAUCACUUGAAACAGAUUGGAGAGGUCUUAGAGGGAUUUGAUAGGAAAGGUGCAGAUACGGAUGUGAAGCUGCCACUCGAUCUCAGUCAAGGACCUACAGAGGUUACUCUCCCCGGUCCUAUUGACUCUUUUACUAGUGAAGAUCGACAAUACAAAACGUCAAGUUCAUGGCUCAUGGGCGAUACGACUGAUAUUGUGGAAACAUUUUCGACUGGUAUCUUGUCUUCACUUCUGCUCGAUGGCUAUGGAUCACCAAUGUACAAAGCUCUAAUUGAAAGCGAGCUUGGUUCAUCCUUCACGCCCAACACCGGGCUUGAUACAGCUGCCAAGAAGCCAAUCUUCUCUAUCGGUGUGAAUGGCGUCCGCGAAGAAGAUGUUGGCAAAGUUCACGAGGUUAUUCGUGGUGUCUAUGAAGAAGUCAUCGCCACCGGAUUCAACGAUGAAAAAGUCCAAGGCUUCCUUCAUCAAUUAGAACUUGCGUUGAGACACAAGACCGCGAACUUUGGUAUUGGGGUUAUGGAAAAGACAUUGACCUCGUGGUUCAACGGUAGCGAUCCUAUCAAAGAGCUUGCCUGGAACGAUGUCAUCAAUGAGUUCAAGCGAAGAUAUGCCGAAGACGGAUACCUUGAGUCUCUUGUGCAAAAGUACCUGCUGAACGACAAUUAUAUGAAAUUCACAAUGGUCGGAUCGCCGACUUAUAAUACCGACUUGGAUGAACAAGAAAAAGCUCGUAAAGAUUCAAAGCUUUCUGCUCUGAUCUCAGAACAUGGUUCUGCAGAGAAAGCUAUUGCAGAGUUGGAAAAAUCCGAGCUCGAUCUUCUUAAAGUACAAGAAGACGCACAACUUGCGGACGUCAGCUGCUUGCCAACGCUUCACGUCUCUGAUAUUUCAAGACAAAAAGAACGCAAACCCAUCCGAGAGUCCAAGGUUGAUAACGUUGAAGUGGUGUGGCGUGAAGCUCCCACCAAUGGUCUGACCUAUUUCCAAGCAUUAAGUCCCUUUGAUGGUCUGCCAAAUGAGCUCCGAUUGGUGAUGCCUUUGUUUCAUGACUGUAUUAUGCGUCUCGGAACACCUGGAAGGAGUAUGGAGCAAUGGGAAGAUUUGAUCAAACUCAAGACUGGAGGAGUCUCUACCUCUUCUUAUUUGGUUUCCUCGCCGACCGAGCUUGGUAAAUACAAGGAGGGUCUGCAAAUCAGCGGUUUUGCUAUUGAUAAAAACAUCCCUACUAUGCUGGAUAUUAUCCACGCUCUCAUCACAGAGACCGACUUUACCAGCAACGAGGCUCCACGCAUGAUUUUGGAACUACUCCGAUCCACGACCAACGGCGCCCUGGACGCAGUUGCUGGAACUGGACAUCGCUUCGCAGUUAAUGCCGCCGCAGCUACUUUGAACGAGAGUUUCUGGGUUCAAGAACAGCAAUCCGGUUUGGCUCAGCUGCAGGCGACAGCCAAUCUAUUGAACGACGCAACCACCUCAUCAGAGAAACUCAAUGCAAUUAUCGAGAAAUUGCGUCUGAUUCAAAGCUUCGCCAUAUCUCAGUCGUCCAACCUUCGCGUACGCCUGGUUUGCGAAGCAGAAAGUGCCGCAGAGAAUGAGGCCUCGCUGCAGAAAUGGCUAGCAGCUCUCCCCAAAUCAGGAACGAUGGCUGCUGUAUCCCAGCAUCAACCAGAAAUGCCCACCACUCCCGUCGGCAACGUUCUCUACGAUAUGCCAUACAAGGUGUACUACUCAGGACUUGCCAUGGAGACCGUCCCCUUUAUUGAUCCCAACAGUGCAUCAUUGAGCGUCCUCUCCCAGCUCCUGACUCACAAAUACCUACACCCCGAAAUCCGUGAAAAGGGCGGUGCCUACGGCGCCGGAGCUAGCAAUGGCCCCCUCAAGGGCAUCUUCACACUAUCCAGCUACCGAGACCCCAACCCUAUAAACACUUUGAGCGUGUUCAAGAAAACAGGCACUUUCGCCCGCGACCGUUCAUGGACAGACCAAGAACUCGAAGAAGCGAAACUGAGUAUCUUCCAAGGCCUCGAUGCGCCCACAAGCGUUGACGAGGAAGGUGCGCGUUACUUUAUGAGCGGUGUGACGCAUGAAAUGGAUCAGCGCUGGAGAGAGCAAGUUCUAGACGUCACGGCCAAGGAUGUCAAUGAAGUUGCUGCCCGGUUCCUGGUUGGUGGCGAGGGCGCGCCACCCCGUCAGGCACUCUGUGUCCUGGGUGAGAAGAAAGGGGAUCUUACCGCCACUGCGUUUGGGGCUGGUGGCGAGUGGACUGUGAAGAAGCUUUCUUUGCAGCCUCAGGAAGCUGAUGUAGCGGAUGGUCUUGAGGAUGUUAGUGCCGCCUCGGCAUGA